Molecule: messenger RNA, 853 nt
Organism: Medicago truncatula (barrel medic)
Lineage: Eukaryota; Viridiplantae; Streptophyta; Magnoliopsida; Fabales; Fabaceae
Product: eukaryotic translation initiation factor 5A-1
Exons: 5
Coding region: 142-624 (160 amino acids)
Biological process (GO): positive regulation of translational termination; positive regulation of translational elongation
Molecular function (GO): ribosome binding; RNA binding; translation elongation factor activity
Source: RefSeq, a predicted model, not a curated record
UAGAUCCAGCGAAUCUUAUAACUGAGAGAGAGAACUAAAACCCUAAUUUACUUAUCUUCACUCUUUUCGGUUGAAAAACUCUGAAACAAAUCUCUCCUUGUAGCUCUUCGUCACCGCCACAACCUCACCUGAAUCAGAACGAUGUCUGACGAAGAGCACCAAUUCGAAUCCAAGGCCGAUGCUGGUGCCUCCAAAACUUACCCUCAACAAGCUGGAACAAUCCGCAAGAACGGCUACAUCGUUAUCAAAAACCGUCCCUGCAAGGUUGUUGAAGUUUCCACCUCGAAAACUGGAAAGCACGGUCAUGCUAAAUGUCACUUUGUUGCUAUUGACAUCUUCACUUCCAAGAAACUUGAAGAUAUCGUUCCUUCCUCUCAUAACUGUGAUGUUCCUCACGUGAAUCGUACUGAUUACCAGCUCAUUGAUAUCUCUGAAGAUGGAUUUGUGAGCCUGCUUACUGAGAAUGGCAACACCAAGGAUGACCUCAAACUUCCCACCGAUGACAGUCUGCUCACUCAGAUCAAGGAUGGAUUUGCUGAGGGAAAGGACCUUGUCGUGUCCGUUAUGUCUGCUAUGGGUGAGGAGCAGAUCUGUGCUUUGAAGGAUAUUGGUGGAAAGAACUAACUUAUAUUCUACCUAUUUGUUUUGUUGUUUGCUAUGAUCAUUUCUCUAAGCUUUCAUUUUGUUUUGUUCAAGAGAUGUGUCUUAUAGAUUCUUGUGAGACAAGUGGUGUUGAUGGAUUUUUGUUGGUUUAUCUUUUAUUAUGUUGUCCUGUGACUUCAUUAGAAACGAGUAUUUCCAUAUUGGGGUAUUUGUCCUUUAUCUUUACAAUUAUAGUAUGCACACUUUACAA